UGGAAUUGGCCCUUAAAGUGUUGUUGUGGAUAACGUUACAUAAUCACGAUUACCAGCUAGAACUACAUAUGUACUUGCUCACAAUUUAAAUUAUUAUCUUUAAGUAUGUAGGUACUUGUAGUAUAUGAUACUACGAGUACAUACUGAUAAUACACCUGAACUCGUUCGUAUAAAUUAACUUGAUUUAGUCAUUAUUAUAUACUACGAAGCUCGAACGGGUUGCAUUGUAAAAGAAAGUGCUCUUUGCCGAAACUUUUAGCCGAAAAUUCCAUUAUAGAAGACUAUGUGGAGUUUGAUUCUUCUUUUUGAAAAAAAAUUGUGGAAUUUCGUUGUCCUGGUUAUUAUUUAUGGAAAUAUGGAAAGUGCCAAAGGUACAUUCUCGAAUUUCAGCUGGCUAAAUGAACCCUCUGAGUGGAGUUUAUCUAAUGACGUGCUCACGGUGAAGACUGAUAACAAGACAGAUUUCUGGCAAGAGACGUGGUAUAACUUUAGCGUUAACACCGGGCAUGUUUACGGACUUGAGAUCAAGGAGGAUUUUACCAUGGAGGUCUGCGUGGAAGCGGAGUUCACCACUCUGUACGACCAGGCCGGUCUUAUGAUAUACGUGGACGAGAAGCAUUGGCUAAAAGCUGGUAUCGAGUACAAUGAAGGACAACCAACGAUCGGAAGCGUACUCACUAACCAAGUCUCUGAUUGGGCCACAGGCGAAUACACCGGAAACCCGAAAAAGUAUUGGCUACGGCUGAGUAAAGUGGGGGGAGUUGUCUGCGUGAAGUAUUCCACAGACAACGUUACAUGGACCUUGCUAAGACUGAGUCCAUUUAUAAUAGCAGACAAAUAUUUCGUUGGACCCAUGUGCUGCACCCCACAGAGGGAAGGUCUGCAUGUAACGUUUAGUAACAUAACUAUACGUAGCCCGGAUAAAGAUAUAUUGCAUUCGAAUUAACUCACUAUCACUAUUGUCGCUUUAAACUAAAUAUACGACAUAAAAUAAUA
This is a messenger RNA of Pararge aegeria (speckled wood butterfly), 996 nucleotides long. RefSeq names its product regulation of enolase protein 1-like. The transcript is spliced from 3 exons. The record is from RefSeq and is a predicted model, not a curated record. NCBI's taxonomy places the organism in Eukaryota, Metazoa, Arthropoda, Insecta, Lepidoptera, Nymphalidae. The coding region runs from base 284 to 946 and encodes 220 amino acids.